AUGUCCAGUGCUCACGUCGAGACUUCAUCUGGUCUUGAAGCGAAUGCCCACUUUCAUACCAAAACUUUCAUCUUGUUGCUCGCUGUCAAUUGUGUCUAUCUUGCGCAGACAUUCAACCUCGUGGCUUCCGGCUCACUCGGUCUGAGCAUCACGGCGGCUGUUGGAGGUCGCUCCAGUAUGGUGUGGCUCACCUCAGUGCUGGGAAUUAUGACUGUGGUCCUCAGUCCUCCAGUCAGCCAGGCAGCCGAUUAUUGGGGCAGAAAGUGGUUUCUUGUUGGCCUAACUAUCAUGGGCUGUGUGGGAUCUAUCGUGGUUUCACGAGCUGACUCGAUUGGGAUGGUCAUUGCUGGUCUGGCUGUGAGCGGUUUCUCAUAUGGUUGUCAGCCACUUAUCCAUGCGGUUAUUUCCGAGGUCCUCCCUCGCAAAUAUCGCUCCUAUGCUCAAGCGACGGCCAACAUGUCCAUAGCACUUGGUGCUAUUUGCGCCUUGCUUGUCGGCGGCGCGCUGAUCCAGAACCCUACCGCAGAAGGGUUUCGGACCUACUGGUACAUCACUGCCGGCGUCUAUGCCGCCACCGCCUUAGGCGUCGGUCUCCUUUAUAAUCCACCGCCGCGCGAGCUUCAGAUGAAUUUGACCCUUGGGCAAAAAGUACGUCGACUUGACUGGAUCGGUUUCGCACUCCUUGCGAUCGGGCUUGUACUUUUUUGUUUGGGUUUGUCCUGGGCACAAAAUCCAUACCCAUGGAAAUCCUUCAACGUCCUUGCCACGUUCCUGGUUGGCCUCGUCUUCACAGCAGGGUUGAUCAUAUAUGAAUGGCGAUUUAGGGGUGAUGCCAUGAUCUGCAUUUUCUGCGAAGGAAUUACCUUCUACUGUGCCAACAACUAUUUCGCAUUCGAAGUUAGCUUGUUUUACACGACCAAUCCGUUGUCUGUCGGGCUCCAUUACAGUAUCACCUUCUUCGCAUUUCUAAGCUCUGCCCUUGCCGCUGGUGUGUACUGCUGGAAGACAAAAUCUCUUCGCCUUCCGACAUGCUUUGCCUUUGGACUGAUCCUCGUCUUCAAUAUUCUGGUGGCAACAGCCAACAAGAAUACAGCUGUGAGAAACAUCUGGGCUUAUCCAUUGUUUCUAGGUGCCGGUCUCGGCAUAGCUCUGACGGCUUUGAUGGUGGCAGCGCAGUUCUCGACGCCAGCCGAACACAUUGCCAUUGCGUCUGGUCUGAUGAUCUCGGUCCGCAGCCUAGGUGGCACUAUAGGUCUAGCCAUUUACAAUGCUAUAUUCAACGAUUCGCUGUCCAGAAACUUGGCAUCCAAAAUCGCAGCGGCUACCUUACCUCUCGGUCUCCCUGACACAUCCCUUGGGCCGUUCAUCGGCGCGCUCGCAGCCAACAACAUCACGGCGCUUGGUGAAAUCACACGAGGAAACACUACUAUCAUUGGAGCAGGGGCCAGUGCAUUGCUAGAUGCAUAUGCGGUCGCAUUCCGCAACGUAUGGAUCGCGGCAGGAGCCUUUGCUGCCCUGGCAGUUCUUGUGUCGAUAUUCAUGACCGAUCCACGUGCCGAGUUUAACGCUCGUAUUGAUGCGCCCGUCGAAGUUGAAGCUAAAGUGUAUACGGAGGACAAUGUCUCAAUUGUUAAACCAGCACCUCACUUUCAUAGUAUACUAAGCAAUAUAAACGUCUAG
Molecule: messenger RNA, 1680 nt
Organism: Exophiala bonariae
Lineage: Eukaryota; Fungi; Ascomycota; Eurotiomycetes; Chaetothyriales; Herpotrichiellaceae
Exons: 4
Coding region: 1-1680 (559 amino acids)
Biological process (GO): transmembrane transport
Cellular component (GO): plasma membrane
Molecular function (GO): transmembrane transporter activity
Source: RefSeq, a predicted model, not a curated record